CACCUCUGUCGUCCAAGUGUAAUGCAGAGGCUGCCUAAGUAUCGAUAUGUUUGCCUAAAAUAUUACUGGGACAUGGAUUAGCGUGUCUCAGUGCUACUACGACAUCAAACCUUAUCGCGUCGUCCAUUACCAAGCAAAUAAAAUAUAAAAGCGCCUACGCCUAGGACUACGUACAUCAACAGUUACACAUUAUCAGCAAAUACACAUCAACAUGACCAAAAAACUCUUCUCGGUUCUCGAGAAUAACCCCGAGGUGAUGAAUCACCUGGCUCGGGACCUGGGACUAGAUGAAGGUCUUUCCUUCUACGACAUCUACUCGCUCACAGACCCUGACCUGUUGGCCUACAUACCUCGACCAGUGUUCGCUCUGCUUGUCAUCAUUCCACUCACGCCCACAUGGAACGAGGCUCGCACGGCAGAAGACAAGGACAAGCCCGAGUAUGAGGGCAAAGGCGACGACGAGCCAGUCAUCUGGUUCAAACAGACGAUUGGCAACGCCUGUGGCUCCAUAGGCCUAGUGCACUGCUUGCUCAACAGCGAAGCAUCAAAACAUAUCCGGCCCUCCUCUGUGCUCGAUCAGAUACGCAAUGAUGCCCUACCGAAGCCGAUAUGGGAGCGGGCUAAAGUGCUCGAGGACUCGAAGGAAUUCGAAAAUGCUCAUGCGGGGGCCGCGCAGCUCGGGGAUACAGCUACGCCCACUCCGGUUUCGGAUGAGCAUACUGGACAGCACUUUGUGGCUUUUGUCAAGGGAAAGGAUGGGCAUCUGUGGGAGCUGGAGGGCGCGCGCAAGGGUCCGCUUGAUCGUGGUGCGCUCAAGGAUGACGAGGAUGCGCUUAGUCCGGCAGCGCUUGAGAAGGGUCUAGGCAGGCUGAUGAGGAUCGAGUCUGAGAAAGGGGGUGAUUUGAGAUUCUCGGCGAUUGCGCUGGCUUCAAGUCUCACUUAGAACAGUGGACAUCUGACUGACACUAUAGAUCUUUUUUCUUCUAGCAACUCAUCAUCAGACGGUCGCUCUAUCAUUUCCGUAUGCUAGGCUCCACUUCAGCCG
Molecule: messenger RNA, 1045 nt
Organism: Cucurbitaria berberidis CBS 394.84
Lineage: Eukaryota; Fungi; Ascomycota; Dothideomycetes; Pleosporales; Cucurbitariaceae
Product: cysteine proteinase
Exons: 2
Coding region: 212-943 (243 amino acids)
Biological process (GO): ubiquitin-dependent protein catabolic process; protein deubiquitination
Cellular component (GO): cytoplasm
Molecular function (GO): cysteine-type deubiquitinase activity
Source: RefSeq, a predicted model, not a curated record